Molecule: messenger RNA, 621 nt
Organism: Diatraea saccharalis (sugarcane borer)
Lineage: Eukaryota; Metazoa; Arthropoda; Insecta; Lepidoptera; Crambidae
Source: the annotation of a GenBank genome assembly
AUCGACAAACACAUUUUAUUUAUUCGAGACAUGACAAACUCUAUCAUUGAAUCUUAAAAAUAAUUAUUAAAUAAAAAUAAGGAAAGAAGUGAUAAGAUAAUAUUAUUUAUGAUACUUUCUAUCAAAGGUGUUGGAAAUGGUAAGAACAUCUAUCAGAGGAAGAAAUGUGAAUCUUGGAUCUAGUGUAUUACCGGCGGGAUACAAUCACACGCAAGAGAUACCUGUAGACAGCACCGUGGGUGAAGUAACAGUGUCUGUGUCAGGGUCCAAACCUCAAAUCAAAGUGGUCGAUCCCAAAGGUGAAGAAUUGACAGGUCCGCCUAAACUCAUUACGACGCUGGAUCUUUCGGAAAUUAUGGUGAGUGGCAUAAGGUUCUAUUUGCUGUAUAAAUGUUCUAUUUUUUAUAGUGACUGGACCCGGAUUCAUACGUGGCUUAUAAAGAGUUAAAAACUUAAGACAGAAGAACAAUUUUGUAUGUCACAGACGUUUACUUGAACAGUUCACAGCAUGAUAAUAUAAAACUAAAUUUAAACGUUAAUUUGUUGUAUAUAGAACUCAAAAUCAAUAGCCAUUAUUGAUAAUUUGUGGUAACUUGAUAUGUUGCAGAUUGUUUCUAUUCU